Messenger RNA from Medicago truncatula (barrel medic), 1070 nucleotides. RefSeq names its product mitochondrial carrier protein CoAc2. Lineage: Eukaryota; Viridiplantae; Streptophyta; Magnoliopsida; Fabales; Fabaceae. Gene Ontology annotation, biological process: mitochondrial ADP transmembrane transport; mitochondrial ATP transmembrane transport. Bases 89 to 742 code for a protein of 217 amino acids. The record is from RefSeq and is a predicted model, not a curated record. The transcript has 5 exons. Gene Ontology annotation, cellular component: mitochondrial inner membrane. Gene Ontology annotation, molecular function: ATP:ADP antiporter activity.
GAAUUAUUUGAAUCACUAUUCUUUCCGUAUUCUUGUUUUGAAGGACUUGUUUUUGGACUUUGAAUAGUCCAAAUCCAAAUUCUCUCUAAUGGCAGCAUCAUCAGAAUCCAUACUCGAUCACAUCCCUCUCUUUGCCAAAGAACUUCUAGCCGGUGGUCUUGCUGGUGGCUUUGCUAAAACUGUUGUUGCUCCUCUUGAACGUCUCAAAAUUCUUUUUCAGGUUGUUAGUCCAACCAAGUUGAAUGUGUCGGGGAUGGUAAAUAACGAACAAGUUUAUAGAGGGAUCCGUGACUGUCUUUCAAAAACUUAUAAAGAGGGUGGCAUUAAAGGUAUCUAUAGGGGAGUAGCUCCGACACUCUUUGGAAUAUUCCCAUACGCCGGUUUGAAAUUCUACUUCUAUGAGGAAAUGAAGCGCCACGUCCCUGAGGACUACAAGAAAAGCAUCAUGGCGAAACUGACAUGUGGAUCCGUGGCCGGUUUAUUGGGUCAGACAUUCACAUAUUUUCUUGAAGUUGUCAGGAGGCAAAUGCAGGUUCAAAACCUUCCAGCAUCUGAAGAAGCCGAGUUGAAAGGGACUAUGAGAUCCAUGGUUUUGAUUGCUCAAAAGCAAGGCUGGAAGACCCUGUUUUCAGGGCUGAGUAUCAAUUACAUAAAGGUUGUUCCAUCUGCGGCCAUUGGCUUCACAGUUUAUGAUACUAUGAAAUCAUACUUGAGAGUACCAUCAAGAGAUGAAGUGGACUAACAAAAGAAUCAGUCAACCAUCCUCACAUUAGGAAUAAGCUCCUAACUCCUCCAGGCUUCAAAACUGGCUUCUUCUUCUCAUUAUAUUCACAUUGUUUUCACACAUUACUUUAGCUGCACAUUGCAUUCUUUCGGAUUGUAAAUAGAGAUUAGAGGUUGUUACACACUAUACCAACAAACAAUACCCUGAUUCAGAUCUCAUUGAAGUAGGAAAUAGUUUCUUUGUGGUUUAGACAGGACAAACUGUUUAUGUACAAUUAACAAAUAAAUUAAUUGCACUUUUUGAAUGUGCAAGUAGAGAUAAUGAUAUAGAAAUGUUGACACAGUCA